CAUUUCCGGUGCUGCAAGGGAUAUUGUUUUCUCUUUAAUUUUAAGCUCAAUAGAGGGGAAAAGGACAUACAAACAUCAGAAAUAGGUAGACAGACAAACAUUACUUUCAAAAAAGUGGAGAAAGUGAUUCAAAAUGAGCAGUUCCGAGGAAGUGUCGUGGAUCUCCUGGUUCUGUGGUCUCCGUGGGAAUGAGUUCUUCUGUGAGGUAGAUGAAGAUUACAUUCAGGACAAGUUCAAUCUCACUGGCCUCAAUGAACAGGUGCCCCAUUACCGACAGGCCUUGGACAUGAUCCUUGACCUUGAGCCAGAUGAUGAACUGGAGGAGAACCCAAACCAGAGUGACCUGAUUGAGCAGGCAGCCGAGAUGUUGUACGGUCUUAUACAUGCCCGCUAUAUCAUGACCAACAGGGGCAUUGCACAGAUGAUUGAGAAGUGGCAGCAGGGAGACUUUGGAUACUGUCCUCGAGUAUACUGUGAAAAUCAACCCAUGCUUCCUAUAGGUUUAUCUGAUGUUCCCGGUGAGGCAAUGGUGAAGUUGUAUUGUCCUAAAUGCCAGGAUGUGUACACGCCCAAGUCAUCACGACACCACCAUACAGAUGGAGCAUAUUUUGGUACGGGCUUCCCCCAUAUGUUGUUUAUGGUGCACCCAGAGUACCGCCCAAAACGCCCAGCAAACCAGUUUGUACCAAGACUGUACGGAUUCAAGAUCCACCCCCUAGCUUAUCAGCUGCAGUUCCAGGCUGCUGCCAACUUCAAGAUGCCCAUGAGGGGAAUCGGCCAUAACAACAGUAAACGAUGAACUAAGGCAUCCAGUCAGAUACUGUUUUAGGCUUAGGAUAGAUGGAGAUGCUGGAGAUGCAACGGGUGUAUUGGAAGUACAUGUAUUAUACUUAAAGAUUGAGAUUUGUUAAAUCCUUUUUUUAUUUUUUUAGAACUGUUGAAAAUGCGAUUGCAGAUACUUGACAUGAUUAAUGCAUACACGUGAAGCGUGUUUAAAUUUUUAGUUAUUGAUAAUUUUAAUAGUUUUUCAAAGUAAGCACAUUCAGUUUUGUGAUUUUUGUUGCACAUAAAGAAGUGUUGUACAAUUCAAAAUUGCAUUGUCAAAAAUAUUGUAAAUACAGAUUAUGGUGUAUUGACAUAGAAAUGAAUAAACAUUGACAACAUUUUAUCCGUUAGCCUGUUCAGCACAGCCAGAGGGCGCUAACAUAAAGGGACUGAGUGCAGCACCCUCCUUUCAUUCUCAAAUUAGCUAGCACCAGCAAAACUGGUGGAAAUGUACCAGUGCUCGGAUUUCUAUCUGUAUUAAUAGUAUUUUGACCUCUAUCAUUGGAGUGAUGCUUUUUCUUAGUCAUAAUUUUCCCAAACAUGUGCUGUAUUAAGUCAAAAUUGUGUUGUUAAGGAUAAUCAUUGUAAGAAUUUCAUUGUCUGACUUAUUUAUGUGAUAUUUAUGAAUAAAUGGUCUUUUGUAA
Molecule: messenger RNA, 1469 nt
Organism: Mya arenaria
Lineage: Eukaryota; Metazoa; Mollusca; Bivalvia; Myida; Myidae
Product: casein kinase II subunit beta
Exons: 8
Coding region: 134-799 (221 amino acids)
Cellular component (GO): cytoplasm; protein kinase CK2 complex
Molecular function (GO): protein kinase regulator activity
Source: RefSeq, a predicted model, not a curated record